Molecule: messenger RNA, 595 nt
Organism: Rosa rugosa (rugosa rose)
Lineage: Eukaryota; Viridiplantae; Streptophyta; Magnoliopsida; Rosales; Rosaceae
Product: probable phospholipid-transporting ATPase 4
Exons: 3
Coding region: 181-534 (117 amino acids)
Biological process (GO): phospholipid translocation
Cellular component (GO): plasma membrane
Molecular function (GO): ATPase-coupled intramembrane lipid carrier activity
Source: RefSeq, a predicted model, not a curated record
UUGACUGUCAAAGAAUGGAAGAAUUUAUGAGGAAGCUAGUACCAAGCAUUUGAAUGAAUAUGGAGAAGCUGGGUUGCGUACGUUGACGCUUGCUUAUAAAAAGCUUGAGGAGUCUGAGUAUUCUGCUUGGAACAAUGAAUUUCAAAAGCAAAAUCAUCUAUCGGGGCUGAUAGGGAGGUGAUGCUUGAGCGAGUAGCAGAGAAGAUGGAAAAAGACUUGAUCAUGGUUGGUGCUACAGCUGUGGAGGACAAAUUGCAAAAAAGGGCUGUGAUGGCCAGUGACUUUGCUAUUGCCCAGUUUCAGUUUUUGGAGAGACUUUUGGUUGUCCAUGGACAUUGGUGCUAUAAAAGGAUUGCUCAGAUGAUUUGCUACUUCUACAAAAAUAUAGCAUUUGGUCUGGUACAUGCUACUUUGAGGCAUUCACCGGAUAUUCAGGGUAAUCAAUAUAUGAUGACUGGUACAUGCUAUCGUUCAAUGUUAUUCUUACCUCAUUGCCUGUGUGUUGCAUUCUGCUUUUUUCUCCUUAUUUCUUAGUUUGAUUCUACGCAGGCUGAUGCUGCUGCUUCCAAGAAUACUUCAACCAUGACAAAGUCCU